Dreissena polymorpha is the source of this 1464-nucleotide messenger RNA. RefSeq lists its product as uncharacterized. Gene Ontology annotation, molecular function: carbohydrate binding. Bases 1 to 720 code for a protein of 239 amino acids. Lineage: Eukaryota; Metazoa; Mollusca; Bivalvia; Myida; Dreissenidae. The record is from RefSeq and is a predicted model, not a curated record. The transcript is spliced from 4 exons.
AUGGCUAUGGUAUUGGAUCUUCUAACCCUGACGCUGUCUAUGAGAUCGACAAUAUACGAGCUGGAUAACGCGUCACUUUCAAAUGACGUCACAGUCGCAAAGUUAGACUGGUCGAAGUGCGCCAUUCUGUAUGCUGACUUCAACACGUCAGCCGUGAGAUUCACCACGGGCAUACCACAUAAGUGUGAAUCUUUGGACUUAGAGUGGACAAUCAAUCCGAUGUACGAACCUGUCUUUUUGUACGCGAGGAAAAGGCGGAGUUCGUAUCACUUUCGUGCCAACGGAGGGAUUUGUAUCGGGAAAGAUGACUCCUACAAAACGACGCUUCCUGUACUUCUGGAACCUUGCGUUAGCAUCAUUUUCGAGCUCAUUUCGCAUGUUGACGAUGCAUUGACGUUAAAUAUUAAGGCGACAGGCGAUGACCUAGUUAUGCGUUUCAUGUGUAGAGAACAACUGGACACACUGGUCAUAAGGAGUAAGGUUUAUGGUGAUUUCAAAAAAUCAAACUCAAUGGAGGGGUGCCCAUUUGUUUACAAUUUGUCACAGACUCUGGUGUUUGAAAUACAGACAGGCAAGGGCAUAAAGAUUUCGCUGGACGGCCGCGUACUGAAAACGUACGACAGCGCCCUCGACCCUCGCGUUGCGAGGAGUUUGAACAUCCAUGUAAGCGGCCCAGAAGAUUUCAUCACACUGAACCGCAUCGAGUUCAUAAAAAUGUAACAUUGAUGCUCUGGACCUCUGGUAUCAGACCUACAAGUCAACCACAAUUAUUAUCAGUCGUCUACAACAUUGCAUGCUGUUUGUGUUACGAUGGAAUUAUAUUGGAUUAACAUCGGGAAAGUUCGGAAAUUCUUAUAAACAUUCGUAUGGAAAAGCGAAAUUAUUUUCGAUUAUAUUUUCUUAUAUAUUUUUUUUGAUCAGAUGACGCAUGUUCUGUCCUUACAGUGCGGAGUAUUUGUAUUUGUUACGGUACCCAGAACUAUUUCGUGUUCUUCGUCUUUUCAAAUCGCACGUGAACUAACAAAAUGCUUUUUUAUUUAAAGCUUAUGUAAUAAAUAUUUAAAUUAACAUAUAUUUGUAUUGACGAUUGUCGGAGCACCUCCUGUUGGAAACUCCCGAAAUCGAUUCACAAUCGUUAUCGUAGUUCGAUGUCUACAUUUCUUGAGUACUUUGUGGUUUUUGGAUUUGUUAUGUAUGUUGUGUACUCGGUCGUUUUGGGGGAAACGUUGAUUUUUUGUUGAAGAUAUAAAUAUCAAUAUCCCUGAAAAUUUGUGAAUUUUAAGCUGAUGUUGAUUUCUAUGUCAUGCCAUACUUUAUACACUUAACUCGAAUGUGAAUACAUCUUUUAACGUAUUGCUUUCGAACAAACUUGAUGAAAUAAACUUGGAUCCCUUAAAAUAUAAAUUAUGUGAUUUGAUGAGAAAUUGUGAUUUUAAAAACAAUUAUUAUUUAAGAUACGUUGAA